Molecule: messenger RNA, 1434 nt
Organism: Aspergillus novofumigatus IBT 16806
Lineage: Eukaryota; Fungi; Ascomycota; Eurotiomycetes; Eurotiales; Aspergillaceae
Exons: 5
Coding region: 53-1189 (378 amino acids)
Source: RefSeq, a predicted model, not a curated record
CCACCUGUCCACGUGUCAUCUGUGCUUAUAAGUCCGUCAAUUAUCUCCCGUCAUGGAAUAUAACAUCCUUAUCACCGGUGGCUCAGGCUACCUGGGAGGCACACUUUUGAACCAGUUAAAAAGCGCAGACCUCCCCAAAUACCACAAACUGUUUGCAUCCGUGAGAACCUCCGCCCAGGCCGAGGCCGUGAAGCAGUACUCCGCCGAACCCCUGCAGUUUGAUAUGCAGGACGAAACCAGCGUGCGCAACGCCAUCUUGCAAAACAGAAUAAAUGUUGUCUUCUUUCUCGUCGACGCAAUCAGCUCGAGUACUCAAGAGUCCUUUAUCAAGGCGUUGGCGGAACUGGGCAAGACAACUGGACAGGAUGUGCAUUUUCUUCAUGCAAGUCCUCCUCCUUGCACCAGUGGAGCGAAGGCGUUUUCUAACCAUGCUGGAGCUCCGAUUGAUCGUCUUCUUUUCGACGAGGACCCCAACUUAUACGAGAUUCAGAAGUCUCAGCGGUCCUCGCUCCCGAUGAUGCAGAAGGGCGUGGAAACAAACAAUCGGAUCAUAGAGCUGAGCGAAUCUCUCGGUGUGAAAAGUUACAUAUUCUCCCCCUGCGUGGUUUAUGGUAAAGGAGAAGGAUUCGGGAACAAGUUGUCGAUCCAAACAGCUGCUAUCGUGAGAGCAGCCAAAGCAACUGGGAGAGUGUACAAUCUGAAUGAAAGAGACGACUGGGCUUGGCCGGUCUGCCAUUUGCUUGACAACACCAUGUUGUAUGUCGAGAUACUGCGGAAGAUACUGUCAUCCGAGGAGAUCCCCCACGGUCGAAAUGGUUACUACCUCCCGUCAAGUGGGCGGGUUGCAUGGAAAGACGUUUACGCAUCCAUUGCCACUGCUCUUUUCAAAAGAGGUCUCCUCGAGGAUAGUGCUGUUCAUCCGGUCGACGAAGACAUUCUAGGUGAUAUGGCUACUGCGCUUGACUCACCGAAAGAAAUGGUCGCGGUCCAAAUUGGUGGCGAGUAUGUGAAUCCCUUUCUCAGGUCCAAGGGCAACAAGAGUAACGUGUCUUCGCGCAGAUGUCUUUUGGAAGCAAGAAAUGGCCUCAAAAUUGGCUGGAAGCCGGUGUUCCCUCCUGAGCAUUUUCUCGAUGUCCUCGAUCAAGAAGUCGAUCUCAUUCUUUCAGACGAUGCUCAAAAGUCUCGCUGAGAUGUCUCGCAGAAAACCACGCGUGGUUGUCCUCAAUUAAGAAGAUGAUCUUUGAACUGGCAAUUGGCAGGAAUCCUAAUCCUCAUGGUGUGUAUGUUACGGUCGAAAGGGAUAUGUGUGUUUGUCGUCUUAAUCUUUCUCCUGAAGUCUAUUGCACACCACGCAAGCUAUACAUCACACUGCCAUUGUUAGGGAAACAGCUCCUCUGAAGACACAUAUGUGACAUGUCUAAAUAAGAUUCAUUU